AUGAUAACAGUGUAUGUUUAUAGUUUACAAAUUAGUAACAAUAACUACUAUAUCUCGAAUAAAGAAGCUCAAAGUGGAAAGAAUGUCGCUUCUAUACUUCAAGUUGAAGAUAAUAUUACAGAAAUAAAUGUGGAACUGUUAUCAGCAACAACUAUUAGUGAAUUAGAUCAUAAACUUUUACAAAAAUUUUGA
Messenger RNA from Racocetra fulgida, 192 nucleotides. NCBI's taxonomy places the organism in Eukaryota, Fungi, Glomeromycota, Glomeromycetes, Diversisporales, Gigasporaceae. The record is from the annotation of a GenBank genome assembly.